Saxophila tyrrhenica is the source of this 972-nucleotide messenger RNA. RefSeq lists its product as uncharacterized. The record is from RefSeq and is a predicted model, not a curated record. NCBI's taxonomy places the organism in Eukaryota, Fungi, Ascomycota, Dothideomycetes, Mycosphaerellales, Extremaceae. The transcript is spliced from 3 exons. The coding region runs from base 1 to 972 and encodes 323 amino acids.
AUGAAUUCUUUUCGACGAGCAACACCAGAUUCGGAGGCCGUGGCCUCAUCCGAAGACGAGAGACCCUGGCCCACGGCAAAGUCCUUCGGCAGCUUGCCUCGCAAAGAAAACAGUGUCCCAGGCCUGGGCGGAACGAUCUGGUCCACCCAGAAGCGGGACAGCUUCAAGAUGGAGAAGGCUGCCCAGCGAAAUGCAGCUCGUGAGGCACGCCUGGCUGCUCCAGGCGGUGCCCGUGGCAUCCUGAGAGCCGAAGGCACACCGUCACCGGCGGCUAGUGAUGCCUCUGGUGUGCUGCCGUUCCCGAUUCCGAUGCAACCGGUGCCCAAGGCCGGACGAUCUAUGUCACAUUCCCAGGGCCAGCGUGAGGUGCCUACCAGCACGAACGACCAUACUGUCCUCCCUCUUGGCCUGCUGGCUGAAGAAGAUGCUGAUACGGAGUCCGAGUCUGAUAUGGGUGGAGGACUAACCCACACUACCUCUCACCCGCCCAUUGGUACUUUACACCGCACAUCCACCUUGCCGAUGGCCUACGAAUCCUACUACGGCGGAUCCAACGGACGAGAUGCUGGGCAUGCUGUUGGAGGAGCACCGCGAAUCGAGGCUGCUUUCGCUAAUCUUUCGUUGGACCACCCACCCCGUCGCGCCCAAUGGCAAAGCAAGCUCGGAUGGGACGACGUCCCCAACGUCAACGAAUCGCGCCGCCACUCGCUUGCUGACAUCCCGACCCGCCGCGGCUCGGUCGCUGGUACGGAUAGCCGGCCACAGCUGGGUGGAGCGGCGUACUGGCCCGAUCGGAUGUACGAGUGGAACGGCGGUGCUGUUGAGGCGGAGGCGGAGGGGUAUGCAGAUUGUAAGUCUUUCGAUUCGAUGUCUCAUAUCUCAAAGUGCGGUUUGCUUGCUUUGCAUGCUGGAGUGGAGGAAAAUGCGUGGUCGGGUGCCCCAGGGUUUCUGGAAUGGGACUACUUGGACUAG